Melanotaenia boesemani (Boeseman's rainbowfish) is the source of this 921-nucleotide messenger RNA. RefSeq names its product glutathione S-transferase theta 1a (gene gstt1a). The record is from RefSeq and is a predicted model, not a curated record. Lineage: Eukaryota; Metazoa; Chordata; Actinopteri; Atheriniformes; Melanotaeniidae. Gene Ontology annotation, cellular component: cytoplasm. The coding region runs from base 68 to 790 and encodes 240 amino acids. Gene Ontology annotation, molecular function: glutathione transferase activity. The transcript is spliced from 5 exons. Gene Ontology annotation, biological process: glutathione metabolic process.
UAACAGUCCUGGCAGGAGAGGAGUGAAGGCACAAGAGGAGAGCAGCUGCAGCCUUCACUCUGACAACAUGGAGCUCUAUCUGGACCUGUACUCUCCGCCUUGCCGGGCCGUCUAUCUGCUGGCCAAAGCGCUCGGGAUCCCCUUUGAGUUCAAGGUUGUCUCGCUGACAGCAGGUGAUCAGUACAGCGAGGAGUUUGGAAAACUCAGUAUUGUGAAGAAGGUCCCUGUCAUGAAGGAUGGAAGCUUUGUUCUUACAGAAAGCACUGCGAUCAUGAAGUACAUGGUGCAGAAACAUUCGGCGGCAGACCACUGGUUUCCAGCUGACCUGCAGCAGCGAGCUCGUGUUAAUGAGUACCUGUCUUGGCAGCACCUGAACCUCCGAGCCCACUGUUCAAAGGUCUUCCUGUUCAGGGUUCUGUAUCCGUUUGUCAUGGGCGCCGAGGCCCCGAAGGAGAGGUUGGACCUUUCUAUCGAAGAUAUGAAGCAGUCGCUCGACCUCCUGGAGCAGAAGUUCCUCCAGAGCAAGCUGUUCAUCGCCGGCAACAAGAUCUCUCUGGCUGACGUGGUGGCCGUCGUGGAGGUCAUGCAGCCUCUCUCAGCCGGUGUGGACGGGCUUGAAGGCCGGCCGAAGCUGACGGCCUGGAGAGAGCGAGUGAAGAAGGAGCUCGGUGAAAAGGUGUUCGACGAGGCUCAUGAGAAAGCCCUGGAUCGCAGCGGCAUGACACAGAAGAUGCAGGACGACCCCGAGAUACUGAAGUUCAAACAAAAUUUACAGAAACUUUUCCGCUAAGGAGGUUUUUGCAUGCAAGCAGAAAGUACAGCUUCCUGUUUCGGCCAUUUUGGUAGAUUUCCUGCACAGGUUUGUUACGAUGUCCCGAGAAAUCAGAGCCAACUCCCAGAUAUUAAACUGCUUUUAAAGUC